This is a messenger RNA of Sitodiplosis mosellana (orange wheat blossom midge), 451 nucleotides long. RefSeq lists its product as uncharacterized. The coding region runs from base 45 to 440 and encodes 131 amino acids. The record is from RefSeq and is a predicted model, not a curated record. The transcript has 3 exons. Lineage: Eukaryota; Metazoa; Arthropoda; Insecta; Diptera; Cecidomyiidae.
UUUAAGUUUCAUUAAAAAAAAAAAACAAAUAAAGAACCAUAGCGAUGAGUCCAGCAAAAAUGUCGUUACCAUCAUACGAGGAUGCAAUUAGACAUUGUGAUCCUGCACCAAGUGCAGAAAAACACGUUUCUCUCGAAGUGCCAAGUUCAUUCAUGUCGAACCCUAACUCAGUGGAGAACUCAACGUCAGGAAUGCGUUGUGCUACUUGUUCAGGUCCAUUGGAAAUCACCGUAAAAUAUCAUAUAACCUGCGAUACACAUAUCACAUUUUUGGCAAUAUUUAUUCCCAUUCUGAUUGGUGUAUUGAUUUUGAUUCAUUUUGACAUUUUCCCAUUGAAAUACAUUUUAUUGAGUUUUCUACCAAUCACAUUGAUCUGUUACUAUUUGAAGGGUUGCCGUCAACCUAGGAACUACUGUUCAUUUUGCGACAACCGUGUAUGAGCGCAGUGAAU